Acanthochromis polyacanthus (spiny chromis) is the source of this 1656-nucleotide messenger RNA. RefSeq names its product serum paraoxonase/arylesterase 2-like. The coding region runs from base 87 to 1157 and encodes 356 amino acids. Gene Ontology annotation, molecular function: arylesterase activity. The record is from RefSeq and is a predicted model, not a curated record. NCBI's taxonomy places the organism in Eukaryota, Metazoa, Chordata, Actinopteri, Pomacentridae. The transcript is spliced from 9 exons.
UAGUGGAGCUUGCAGAGGAACGCCUUCGCCCGCAGUACAGCGACGUUUAUAAGCUGUUUGACGAACUUUCCUGUCAUGAUUUCAAUAUGGGGAAACUGCGGUUCAUCUCGAUUUUGGUGGCCGUGUUGGCGGUGCUACUCGGACAGAGAAUUUACAAUUUAAGGAAAAGAGCCCUGGCUACAAGAGAGCUGGUGAAGAAUCACCUCCCCAACUGUGUGCUGCUUGAAAAUCUGGAACAUGGCUCUGAAGAUAUCACCAUCCUUGGAGAUGGGCUCGCCUUUAUCAGCACUGAUCUGAAGUUUCUUGGAUUCCCGGCCACGGAUAACCCCGGAAAGAUCUUUGUCCUUGAUCUCAAAGAUUCCCGGAUGAAACCAAAGGAGCUGCGUAUGCCGAGGAACUUUGAUAUAGAAACCUUCAACCCUCAUGGUAUCAGCCUCUACACCGAUCCAAGUGAUGAUGCCGUCUACCUGUUUGUUGUCAACCAUCCUCACAGAAAAAGCCAAAUUGAGGUGUUCAAAUUUGUUGAGGAAGAACUUUCCCUUGUGCAUCUGAAAACCAUAAAACAUGAGCUUCUCUACAGUGUAAACGAUAUUAUCGCAGUGGGAGUUGACAGCUUCUACGCCACCAAUGAUCACUACUUUGAAAAACAAUUCCUUCAAAGUUAUGUUGAGAUAUUACUGUUUCAGCCGUGGGGUAAUGUUGUGUACUACAGUCCGACGGAAGUCAAAGAGGUCUCUCAUGGUUACUACUUUGCAAAUGGAAUCAACAUGUCACCGGACAAACGGCACAUAUAUGUGGCAGAUCUGUUUGACCAUAAUGUGCACGUGUUGGAGCGUAAAGAAGACAAUACACUGACUCGUGUGAAGACUGUGGCUGUGGGUACUCCUGUUGACAACAUUGAAGUUGAUCCUGAAACUGGUGACCUUUGGGUGGGCUGCCACCCGAAUACAUGGAAGCUCUUCUUUUUCGACCCCAGUGACCCCGCUGGAUCAGAGAUCGUCCGCAUCCAGAACAUCCACUCCGAUAAGCCACAGGUGACUCGGGUGUAUGAAGACGAUGGCCACGUGCUCAUUGGCUCCUCUGUAGCAACCACCUAUGGUGGAAAGUUGCUGAUCGGCACUGUGUUCCAUAAAGCCUUGAUCUGUGAUCUGAAGUAGGCGAUGACUCUUUAGGUUAUGUGAGCAGUAAGCAGAGGGGAAAGAAAAUACUCAAAUUUAGUGAAGUUCAGUGAAAAAUCAAGGAACUCCAGCUUUACCUUUUUGCUCUAUAAGAAUAAACAGUGAUGAUUUGAAUGGUAUACAAGAACUUACUAUGAAGAAUGCAGUUCACAUUGAUGUGCUAAACUUGAUCUGGAAACAGAAACUAAAUAAAUCUCACAUCUGUUGUAGCUUUGGAGACAAAAGCGUAUUUGAAAUUGAGGUGAUUUCACACACUGAAAUGAUUGAAUUGUCUAGACUUUUCAACCACUGUGAAAUACUUUCAUUCAGAAAAAAAAUGCAUGAAGUUGCUUUGCUCUGUAUCACAAAAAGGAUAUUUUUCACUGGUGAGCUGAAAAUGUGAAAUAUUCUCACAGGCAGUGUCUGUAACUGGGUACUUUAUGUAUUUUUAAUCUGAAAUGGUGAAUAACAAAAUAAAACAAAACAAAAUCAAAAAAGA